AGAUGAGAAGGGGGGAUGGGCUGGUCUUUGUAUAGAAAAACGAGGCUUCAUUAGGGGGACAGACAGACAGAUGCAUUCAACAUCUGGGUGACAUGCAGACGGAGAGACAUCAACAACAUCUGUAAGAGAGUGCGGUGUGGAGUCUGUGACAGCCAAGGAAAGACAAACACACAGCAUCUGCAGAGGCAGCAGGAGAAUCUGCAGCAUCUGUGACAGAGACCAGCAUCCCCCAGGGACCAGGGACCCACAGCAGGACAGGACCAGGCAGUAUGGUGCAGCCCACCCUUCUGUGUGUCAGCUGUCUCCUGCUGAUCAGUGUUCAGUGCAUCUCAGCAUGGCGUCCACAGCUGGCACUAUUUUGUGGCCGGGUGCCCCUGCAUAUGGACCUGAUGAGUGGAGACUGGGUGCCAGACCCUCGUGGAAUAUGCAGCUGUCUUGGGAGCAAGGAAGAGAUUUUACAGUACUGCAGACAGGUUUACCCUGAGCUGCAAAUCACCGGAGUUGCUGAAGCUGCUACGACAGUUACAGUGACCAAUUGGUGUCCGAAGCAAAGGUUAGAGUGCAAAGGUCACCAGCACAUUGUGGUCCCAUAUCACUGCCUGGUAGGUGAGUUUGUCAGUGAUGCUCUUUUGGUACCAGACAAGUGCCGGUUCCUGCACCGUGAGCAGAUGGAUGUGUGUGAGAGUUACCAGCACUGGCAUGAGACAGCCCGUGGGGCAUGUGCUGCCGAAGACCUGGAUCUACACAGCUAUGGCAUGUUGCUCCCGUGUCACCCUGAUCAUUUUCGUGGAGUAGAAUAUGUUUGUUGCCCAACUCGACACCCACCACGACCAGAGCCCACCAAGGGACAACCAUACACUGAGACAGAGCCACAGGACACAGAGAAAGGAGAUGAUGGUGAGGCUGAUGAGGAUAUUGCUGAAGUAAUAGAGGAGGACGGAGAAGACACAGUAGGGGCUGAUGCAGAUCAGAACUCGCAUGUACCGUGGGAUGAUUAUUUUGUGGGACAAAGAUACGAGGAGGAGACAACCAGUGCUGCCCCCACUCAUCCCCCAGAGGUGAAAGUUUCCCGUCCAACUGAUGGAGUUGAUAUCUACUUUGAGUCACCGCGGGAGGGUUCUGAACACGCCAACUUUCUUCGUGCAAUAAUGGAGCUGGAGGAGCGACGCAUGAAGCAGAUCAACGAGGUGAUGAAGGAAUGGGCUGAGGCAGAUAACCAGGCUAAGAACCUGCCCAAAUCUGACCGACAAGCACUGAAUGAGCAUUUCCAGUCCAUUCUACAAACCUUGGAGGGACAGAUCUCUGCUCAGCGCCAACGACUUGUAGAGACGCAUCUGGGCCGCGUGGUUGCAGCUCUGAAUGAUAACCGCAGAUCGGCACUGGAGAACUACCUGGCAAGUGUGCAGGCCACACCCCUAGAACCAGAGCGUGUUUUGCUCGCCCUGAAGCGAUACAUCCGCGCAGAGCAGAAGGACCAGCGUCACACAGUGAGACAUUACCAGCACGUUAGCAGAGCAGAGCCAGACAGAGCUGAGACCAUCCAGUUCCAGGUUCUCACUCAUCUCCGUGUCAUUGAAGAACGAGUCAAUCAGUCCCUCUCACUUCUUUAUCGUAACCCUCAGCUGUCCCCUGAGCUACGAGACCAAAUUGAGACCUGGCUGCACACAGAGUGGGUGGAAGCCAGAGACCUUCUCAGCACAACACAGAAGAAGAUGAAUGAAGAUAGUGACUACACAGAAAUCCGAGUGCCGCCUCAGAACUCUGCAGAGACAUCACAGGGAGAGGGUGAGGACUCUCAACAGAUUGAAAGAAAAGGCUCAGCAGUCUGGGAUGUAUACUCAGAUUUCCCCCCAAGUGAGCAAGCACUCAGCUUCCCAGCACAAAAGGAUAAUGCGUCCAUGAAGCAGGUUCAUUACCAGGCUGAGGAUAUGCAGAAGGAUGAGAUGGAACCAGACACUCUUGUCACAUUUAAUCGGGGCGCCCUGAUUGGCCUUUUGGUGGUAGCUAUUGCUGUGGCAAUGGUGAUAAUUAUUAGCCUCCUGCUGAUCCGACGUAAGCCCUACGGGACCAUCAGUCAUGGAAUUAUAGAGGUCGAAGCUUCCAGAUGCCCCGAGGACAAACACCUAAGUAAAAUGCAGAACCAGGGCUAUGAAAACCCCACCUACAGAUACCUGGAAGAGAACAACUGAACAUGAGCCUUAUUCUAGGGCUCGGGUGUGAUAUACUGUUUGUUUGUUUUUGUUUUGGGGUGGGAAUUUCAUUUGAAGAAAGUUCUAGAGAGAAUACAAGAUACAGGGAAAAUGUACUACAAGAAUCACCAAAUAGGGAGCAUUGUUACUCCCCCUUCAAUAGAUAGAAAGUGAUGCAUCCCAUAAGGGAGCUGAAAUUAAAAGAAAGAAAAAAUGGAAUAAAGCCAAAAAUAGUGAUAUGUUGUAUAUAGGAAAGAACUCAAGAUGUUGAUAAAUGGGGGACACUUGGGACAGAGCGGUUUGACCCUUCAGCUGCCAGAGAGGGUUAGAGUCGUUUCCGAUCUCUCUGGAAGUCAAAGGGUCAAAGUGUUUGCCUCUCUCCCCUGUAAAUGCACUUAAAUUAUUUAUAACUUAGAAGGGAAGAGUCAGGCAGCGCUGUAGCCUUCAGCUGUGGGACAUCCCCCCACCCCCUUGCUAGCACUAGUGAAGCAUCAUCAUACCGCCAGAUAUGCCAGCAGCACAAAGAUAGCGCGUCCGAUGUACAGAGACUGCUUCUCCAUCGCAUUCAGAUGCCUCCUUAUUUAUUUAAUAGUUUGACUUGUCUGUGGCCGAGUAGUUAUAAUCCCCAAUAACCUCACCCUACGCUUAUCCAUGGCUCCUCUAGUCUCCAAACCACGGCAACGUUCAUUUCUGCUAAACGCUAUUGCUUUAUUGGGUGUUGGGAGACAAAGGACUGCUUGGUGCUCUCUCGCUGUGGACUGGGGUGAUGGGAAGGGACCCUAGAGUGAACACAGUUAUGGGGGAGACUGUGUUUUAUGGCACUUUAGACUCUGUAUUAAUUAUUUUGCCAUAUUAAUAACUUCCUUAAACACUGACAA
This is a messenger RNA of Bombina bombina (fire-bellied toad), 3067 nucleotides long. It is a transcript of the gene APLP1, whose product is annotated as amyloid beta precursor like protein 1. Gene Ontology annotation, biological process: central nervous system development; axonogenesis. The transcript has 17 exons. Gene Ontology annotation, cellular component: plasma membrane; Golgi apparatus. The record is from RefSeq and is a predicted model, not a curated record. Lineage: Eukaryota; Metazoa; Chordata; Amphibia; Anura; Bombinatoridae. Bases 270 to 2189 code for a protein of 639 amino acids. Gene Ontology annotation, molecular function: transition metal ion binding; alpha-2A adrenergic receptor binding; alpha-2B adrenergic receptor binding.